AUGAUUCUCAAACCCACGACCAGAGCACACCAAUCCGCUGGGAAAACCUCUAGGACACCAUUUAAAGACCAAACUAAUAGAAGUUUCAAUGCAUUGUUUCCAUACAUUGAUUACAAUCGAUUUGGAAUGGAGUGGGUGGAUAUUGUUGAUGAGAUUGAAUGGGUGAACAGACACAUGAAUGUUGAACCCAGGAAUCAUGAAGUACCAUUCGACUUUGGAAAUGGAACAUUAGGACAAACAUCUGUUUUCAAAACAAGAGCUACAUUGCAGUCCGAUAAGAAUAUAUAUAAGGGAACUUUUAUCGCAAUCUCCAUUGUAACAUUUGACGACAACGUCCGUCCACGGAAUAGGGGAGGAGAUUUCUUUUCCGCUCGAAUGUAUAAUGAUUAUCUACAAAAGAGCACAGCAGGUCGAGUAAUAGACCAUGGGAACGGCACUUACUCCGUGUAUUUCUACGCGGCUUGGGCAGGAAAAGCUCAAAUGACCAUAGCGCUUACAUUUGUGAGGGAGUUCAUCCACUAUAUCAAAGAUUCAUUGAAAACAAAAGAGCAGUUACUUGAGUUUACAGGAACUUACAUGGACAAAAACUUUACCGAGGAAACGACUUGUCGUCUGAUAAAUGAGGGGGUAUGGAGUGACAUGUGCGAAUACACAAAUCAGAACUCCAUUGGAAAAACUGUACUUGUGUGCAAUAAGCCCAAGAACAUCGACUGCUCUAAACUCUAUUCAAUGAGUGUUUUAGCA
Molecule: messenger RNA, 744 nt
Organism: Saccoglossus kowalevskii
Lineage: Eukaryota; Metazoa; Hemichordata; Enteropneusta; Harrimaniidae
Product: NXPE family member 3-like
Source: RefSeq, a predicted model, not a curated record